AUGGCGUCUCGUCGGGCUCUCCUGCUGGUCCUCGUUAUCGUCGCCGCGUGCCUGCUGUCGUCCGUCAACCACUCCGCGGCGCAGACGGAGCCGUUCCUCGUGACCAAGGCUCGCAGCACGCGCGCAUACGCCAUCAACUGCACCAACGACUCGGUCAAGGCCAACGCGACCGCGGCGCAGAGGGCUCAGGAGCUCCUCGCAGCGAACGCCACUCUCGCCGCCGCCAUCGCCGCGUACAGCGACGCGGUGCCGCUGGUCAACCGCCUGAAGCUCGUCCUCGCCGGCAAGAUUGCGGCGGCGAACGAGUCGGCUGCGACGAUUCAGUCGCUGCAGGAUAUCACGGCGGAGCAGCAGGCGCGGCUCGAGAAGAUCGUGGCGGAGAGCAGCAACGAGACGGUGCUGAAGCAGGCUGUGUCGGACGCGAAGCGACGGGUUUCCAUGGCGGCACAAAUGAUUGACGACCAGACGGCCGCUAUCGCAAGCUUCAACUUCGACGUCUACAAGGCGGCUCGGAAGGCUGCCGAUCCGACGCUCACGGGCGCAGAUCUGACCGACGCGCAGAAUGAUCUGGAGGCGGCGAAAGCGCAGAAGGCCGACGCGGAGGCGAUUCUGGCAGAUAUGACUAAUCAGGCGGCGCGCGUUUGCCUCUAA
This is a messenger RNA of Closterium sp. Naga37s-1, 651 nucleotides long. Lineage: Eukaryota; Viridiplantae; Streptophyta; Zygnematophyceae; Desmidiales; Closteriaceae. The record is from the annotation of a GenBank genome assembly.